UCUCUCUCUCUCUCUCUCUCUCUCUCUCUCUCUCAACGACUUAACCCACCCUUUUGCAACUAGCUAGGCCUCCACGGCAGGCAGGCACGAAGGGAGGCGACGUCCAUCACCGGCAGACCAGCAACUCGUGAACGUCGUUGUCCAUCCCUGCAUCAGAGGGAGGAUGUACGCGGCCCUCAGUGGGGCGCAAUGGGUAGUCGGCAAGGCGCUAGCCCCCGUUGCGGACGGGGUGCUGGAGGCUUGGGCGGCCACCAGGAACUUUGGUUUCAACAUAGAGGCCCUCAGCAUGGAACGAGUAAAUUGCAGAAAACCACCAGUUUGAGGGCUAGAUUAGCAGAAACCACCACGUUACAGUUUCUUGGCAAAAAACACCAACUCUCCCGUAAACAAUUUGCAAAUACCACUGAUCGGCGGAUCGGACACCGAUAAGUGGAAUUAUGACAGGUGGGGCCCGGUUUUUGCCGACGUGGCGCUGUCAGCUGGUCCGACAGCCGUAGACGCCGUUAGACGGCGCCGUUCGUUCUGUUUCCUCUUAUCCCCCAUUUCCCCCGUCUUCCUCCCCCGUUUCCCCCUUCUUCUCCCCUAUUCCCGCUCUUGCGGUGCACCGUCCCCGCCCCCUAUCGCAGCCAUGAGUCCGGCGAAGUCGAGCGAUGCUGGCAGCGGCGCCCAGCCGUCCACUGGCGAGAUGUGCGGGAGCUCGAACCCUACGAAGGCGACGGCAGAAGAAGAGGAGGAGGAGGACCCGCAGUACUCGGUGGAAUUCAGGGCAGCCAGAUCUUUCGCCGCGGCGGUGAAGGCAAAUCCAGUUGGAAGCCAGCACAUUGCUUCAGCUUUCGGCGGCGUCUAGUGAGAUCCCAGUCCCAUUCCCCUCCCCAAUCACAUUCCCCUUCUGUUGCUAGGGUUAGGGUUAAUGAGUUCUAGGGUUUGUGUGUGUUAUAGUUCUGUAAUUAGAAUGAUAUAGUUCUUUAAUUAGAUGCUUACAACUAGGGUUUCUAUAAAUAAAAGGAUAUGAAUUGUUGCACUCAAAUGAUGUUCUGCUCUGGUCUGCACUAGCUUGCUUCAGUUUCCCUUAAGUACUUAUAGUGCACUAUUGUAUUAUUAUUUGCAGUCUUGAAGAUGAGGUUUGGGAAUUGAGGAUGCAUUUUCAUGAUAGAGAUAAUAUUGAAAGGAGUAUGAUGAUGUCAGACAUCACAUAUUACAAUUUGGUAGCACUGAUGGAGACAGAAGGGUAUGGUUUUAGAGAUUAUAUGUAUUAUGUGAGGGGCCCUGGGCUAGGGAUUGAAGGAAUGGAAGAAAUAGAUGCUGAUGAUAAGUUAGAGGAAAUUUUAGACCACAUAGCAGAGCAGAAUAACAAGAUAUUGAAUGUGACAAUAGUUAGGGCCAGUGCAGAGAAAGUUCCCAAUAUAAAUACCAAUGUUAAUGUCAUUCAGAUGCAGACCCCAAUAGAACAAAUUGGAGAGCCCAAACUGUAUCGGAUUGAUGAUGAAGGAGUGUUGUUCAAUGCUGAAAAUGGCAUGUAGAAGCUGAGAGUUGUGAUGCAGGAGGAGAACAAGAGCCAAUGCCCUUGCAGUUUGACACAUAGCAGAGCAGAAUAAAUGUGAGCCUGGAACCUGCUUUAGGUGAUGCAGUAGUGGAAGAAUACCAUGUGACUGACAAUUCAGAGGAGCAACUGUUAAUAAAGCAAGAAAUGGAGGAGAAAAGGAGAAAUGAAAUUGAAAUGUUUAGGAAGAACAAGAAGGAAAGAGUGAAGGAGACUUAUCUGAACAGGAAAGCAGCAGUUAUGGACAAUGAAGAGGAUAGUGAUGAUGAUGAUCUAGUAGAAUAUGGUGAUAUCUUAGCUAGGCUUGAGGAGAUGAGAAGACAGAGGAAUGACCCAGAACUUCAUUUUGAAGGGGACACAUAUGUUGAGGAAAUGUGUGACUCAGAGGUGGAUGAUGAGUUGUAUGUGCCACAAGGUGAAGAAGAGGAUGUAGAGGAGGAAGAGGAGGAGGAAUUGGAGGAAGAGGAACAAGAGCAUGAGCUAGGGCAAGAUGUACCAAACAAGAGAAGGGCCAUGAGACAAAGAAAAGGCCCAACAAGCAAUUCACAUGGGAGUAUAGAACACAUGUUUGAGGAGGACUGGAUUCUAUCAUCUGAUGAGGACAAGAAACCACAAGACCUUGGUGUGGAAGAUGAUGAUGGUGCUGAGGCAUUGGCAUAUGUGUUGCCCAAUGGUAGAAAAAGCAGAGCAAAGAAGAUGAAGAAGAGGUUAUGGUUUGAUGAGCACAGAGCUCAUCCAGAGGAGCAAUUUGUGAAGCAUCUUUGCUUCUUAAAUGUGUACCAGUUUAGAACUGCACUUCAAACCCUGCACAUUGCUCAAAACAGGAACUUUGUCUACCAUAGAAACUGCAGUGAUAGGGUGAUAGCUCAGUGCAUAGAUGAGCAAUGUCCCUUCUAUAUAGCAGCUUCUCAGAUUGCAAAUGAGAAGUCAUUUACAAUUAGGAAGGUGUAUUUAGUGCACACAUGCCCUUCUAUGUCAGAGAACACUAAAGUCACUGCUAAGUGGGUUUCAAAAUUCUGUGAGGAGGCUAUCAGAAAUGACCCAUGCACAACAAUCACAAGUAUUAUUAAUACUGCAAAGAGCAAGUAUGGUGUGGACAUAUCAACACACAUGGCAUACAGGGCAAAGAGGGCAGCAAAGGCUGUUGUGUUGGGAGACCAGAAAGCCCAGUACACCAGGAUUAGGGAUUAUUGACAGGCUGUGUUGGAUACAAAUCCAGGUUCAAGAUGCAUUGUGACAACAAGAUAUCUGAAGGAGCAUCCAAGCACUAACCCUAGGUUUCAUGCACUGUUCAUAUGCUUGAAUGGAUGCAAAGAAGGGUUUCUCAAUGGCUGCAAACCAUUCAUAGGUCUGGAUGGUUGUUUCAUCAAGCUCACUACUGGUCAACAAAUUCUAGCUGCAACUGGAAGAGAUGGGAACAAUAAUAUUUUUCCCAUUGCUUUUGGAAUUGUUGAUAAGGAGGACACUAACUCUUGGACCUGGUUUUUAUACCAGUUGAGACAAGCAUUAGGUGGAGAAUCUGGGAAGUUUGGGAACUACACAAUAAUUUCAGAUAGGCAGAAGGGCCUUUUAAAAGCCAUUACCAGAGUGUUUCCCAAUUGUCCCCAAAGGUUUUGUCUUAGACAUAUCUACCAGAACUUUCAAAAUGCUGGGUUUAGAGGGCCUGAAUUAAAGCAAUACAUGGAUGCAGCUAGUUAUUCAUAUACUGAACAUGGUUUUAAAACUGCAAUGGAUGCAUUAAAGAAUGAGAGUGAGGCUGCUUGGGAAUGGCUAAGCAAAAUACCUAAACACACUUGGGCCAGACAUGCAAUGGAUAUGAACUGCAAAACAGACUUAGUUGUUAACAAUCUAAGUGAGGUUUUCAACAAGUGGGUUCUAGAUGUCAGGGCUAAACCAAUUAGGACCAUGGUGGAUGGAAUUAGGACAAAGUUAAUGGUCAAGUUCAAUGCAAAUAGAACAAAGGCUGAGACUGUAAGAUGGGAAAUUUGUCCAACAUAUGCUGAGAAAUUAGAGGAAGCAAAGAAGUUUGCAAGGAACUGUCAUGCUUUGAUGGCUGGGCCCAAUCUUUACCAAGUCACUAGUGGGGAGAGAACUUAUGCUGUGAACCUACAACAUAGGACUUGUGGGUGCAAGAAGUGGGAUAUGACAGCAGUUCCUUGCAAUCAUGCUGUUUCUGCCAUACACAAGGCUAAGCUUCAGCCAGAGGACUUUGUUCAUGAUUUCUUCAAAAAAAAGAUGUACCUGGCAGCUUACAGUCCCAUUAUAUAUCCUGUACCUGGACCUGAUAUGUGGCCAAGGACAGACAGUAUGGACAUUGAGGCUCCAGUUUUCAAAGAACACAAGGGAAGGGCACAGACAAAGAGGAGAAAGGGCCAAUAUGAGAAGCCAGCUCCCAAAGACACCUCAAGAAUGGCCUCCAUUACCUGCUCUAAUUGCAAAAAGGUUGGCCAUAGAUACACCAACUGUAAUGUUGCUUUGAAUCCAUCACUGGCAAUGAGAAAGAAUAGGCAUGAGCCAAGCAGCAGCUCCUAUGAACUUGAUGCAGCCACACCAGCAAGGAGGGCCUCUUCUGCUGCUGGUGCUGCUGCUACUGCACCAUCACCAGCAAGGAGGGCCUCUUCUGCUGCUGGUGCUGCUGCUACUGCACCAUCACCAGCACAGAGGGCAUCUUCUUCUUCUGCUACAGCACCUGGACCAGCAAAGAAGAGGGCCUCUUCUGCUUCUGCAACAACACCUGGACCAGCAAAGAAGAGGGCCUCUUCUGCUUCUGCAACAACACCUGGACCAGCAAAGAAGAGGGCCUCUUCUGCUUCUGCAACAGCACCUGGACCACCAAAGAAGAGGGCCACUUCUGCUGCACCACCACAGAGGACAGCUGCUGGUAGUUCAUCAUCUGUUGCAAAGGGUAAAACAGCAGUAACUAGAUCUUCAGCUGCUGCAAAGGGAGAAAGGGCAUCUUUCUUGCCUCCAAGGCCAACUGGUGUUUCCCAAAGAAUCAGGAAGCCCACCCAGAAAAUUAGAGAUUACUUGACUGCUUCAGGUGCUCCAUGGGAAUGAUGCAUUUUAGGUGUGUGAAAACUCUUGUGAUGAUGGUCAGUUUGGUUGUGUGUUAAAAUAAUGUCAAUUUGGUUGUGUCAAACUGCUGUUGAGAUGUUUGGUUGUGUCAAAAUACUGUCAAUUUGAUCAGUUUGGUUGUGAUGAUGGUCAUGUAGUUGAGAUGUUUAAGUUAAGUUGUGAUACUAUAAUGCUUCGAUGGUAUUUUGUGA
Molecule: messenger RNA, 4806 nt
Organism: Triticum aestivum (bread wheat)
Lineage: Eukaryota; Viridiplantae; Streptophyta; Magnoliopsida; Poales; Poaceae
Product: serine/arginine repetitive matrix protein 1
Exons: 5
Coding region: 3221-4597 (458 amino acids)
Molecular function (GO): zinc ion binding
Source: RefSeq, a predicted model, not a curated record